Ambispora gerdemannii is the source of this 936-nucleotide messenger RNA. NCBI's taxonomy places the organism in Eukaryota, Fungi, Glomeromycota, Glomeromycetes, Archaeosporales, Ambisporaceae. The record is from the annotation of a GenBank genome assembly.
AUGAACUCAAACAAAAUUACUCAUUCUAAGAAAGUAGAAUCUAAUCACCCUGAAAAAAAUAGCUACAGGAUUCCUAGCAAAAAAAGAAUUAAUAGAAUUCAACUUCCAUUCCCUCCUCUGAUUAAAGCGCAAAAUUUUCUUAAAACAAAAAACGACGGAAAAUUGCCAUUGCAUCCACCUAAUAAGUUUUUAAUAUACCGCACUGCGUGGGUCAACGAGCUUCACAAAAAUGGUUACCUUUUUGCGAUGCGAGAUGUAUCAACAAUUGUAAAAGAAAAAUGGAAAGCUGAAAAUGAUCAAGUGAAGAAUUUUUACGCUCAACUUGCAAAUGAAGUAAAAGAAUUUCAUUCACAAGAACGACUUCGAAAUAAUCAACAAUUAAGGCGUCCAUAUCAAGGCAGCAAAUCUUCAAAUGUUCAAUUUCGAAUUCGUAAGUAUGAACAUAAACAAAACUUCACUAAACUAGAAAAUUAUGAACAAAAUCAAAAACAUUGUUCAAAAGAUUUUGAGUUUAAUAUUGAGCAAAUUCCCAAGGAAAUUUUAAUUCAAGAUCCUCAAACUGAAUCAUUGCAUCAAGCGCCUCUUAAUUUGUAUCAACCCCAAACAUUUGAGCUGUUUAAGCCAGUUGAAUUCGAUUCGACUUCAAAAAUCUUAACUAUGCAUAAUCCAAAAGUAGCAUUAACCCCAUUUUCUGAGCCAGACAAUUCACAAUUGAUUUUGAAAUCACCGCAAAUCACAGAAUUUGAAAGUUCAUUUCAAGAAUUAAACACUUGUGAUUCUUCUAAUCCCACAGAAAUAUAUUCAUUUGGAAAUGAAAUUUAUAAUUAUUUAGAUCUUAAUUAUUUGGCUCAAGAAAAUCAAGAAUUUUCUUGUUCGUCCGAUGAUCCAAAUACUUUCAAACAUAUUAAUAUGCAAGAGGAUCUUUAUUUUACUUAA